UGCUCUUGACUCCUCAGCUAGCUGCGUACCGCCAGCGGCUUAUGGGACACUGUCCUGCCCAACUCUGCUAAGAUGCUCCUGGCCUCUCCCUCCGCCCCGUCCAGGGGACGGACCCCCAGCGCCGUGGAGAGGCUGGAGGCCGACAAAGCCAAGUACGUCAAGACGCACCAGGUGAUAGCGCGGAGACAGGAGCCAGCCCUGAGAGGGGGUCCUGGUCCGCUCACCCCACAUCCCUGCAAUGAGCUGGGGCCGCCUGCAUCGCCUAGGACGCCCGGGCCCGCCCGCCGGGGCAGUGGCAGGCGGCUGCCGAGGCCUGACUCCCUCAUCUUCUACCGCCAGAAGCGGGACUGCAAGGCUUCCGUGAACAAAGAAGACGGCAAGGGCCGGGGGCUGGUGCGGCGCCUCUUCCUGGGCGCCCCCCGGGACGCCGCCCCCAGCAGCCCGGGCCCCACAGAGCGACCCACGCUUCCCGGAAAGUCGUACGAAGGCGCCAUCGAGCACAAUCCAUCCCGAUACCCGGGCUAUCUCUGCUCAUUUCCCCCCUGCAUGUUUGUGGGGGAAGGAGGUGAGGACCCCUCCAUCUGGACCCCGCUUGAGGACGCCCACCCCAAAGCAGCCUUUCCUGAUAUCCGGACAAGAGCACGCAGUCACACGGGGUGUCGGGCCAGGGCUUUUAUGGAGGUUGGGAGGAGCGGGCGCCCAGUGUGGCCGGCCAGCUAG
Molecule: messenger RNA, 720 nt
Organism: Galeopterus variegatus (Sunda flying lemur)
Lineage: Eukaryota; Metazoa; Chordata; Mammalia; Dermoptera; Cynocephalidae
Gene: FAM110D
Product: family with sequence similarity 110, member D
Exons: 2
Coding region: 73-720 (215 amino acids)
Source: RefSeq, a predicted model, not a curated record